AUGGGUGGAAGGGUCAGCGUUUUGACCACACUGGAGCGAAGGUUCAACCUGCAGAGCGCCGACGUGGGCGUGAUUGCCAGCAGCUUUGAGAUUGGAAACUUGGCGCUCAUCCUUUUCGUGAGCUACUUUGGGGCCCGCGGACACAGGCCACGCCUCAUCGGCUGUGGAGGCAUUGUCAUGGCGCUGGGCGCGCUGCUCUCUGCACUGCCUGAGUUCCUGACGCACCAGUACAAGUAUGAGGCGGGUGAGAUCCGCUGGGGCGCUGAGGGACGUGAUGUGUGCGCCGCCAACGGCUCGGGUGGCGGUGAGGGCCCAGACCCGGAUCUGAUCUGCCGGAAUCGGACUGCCACCAACAUGAUGUAUUUGCUGCUCAUUGGGGCCCAGGUGCUCCUGGGCAUCGGUGCUACCCCUGUGCAGCCUCUGGGGGUCUCUUACAUCGACGACCACGUGCGCAGGAAGGACUCCUCACUCUACAUAGGAAUCCUGUUCACAAUGCUGGUAUUUGGACCAGCCUGCGGAUUUAUCCUGGGCUCUUUCUGUACCAAAAUCUAUGUGGAUGCGGUCUUCAUUGACACAAGUAACCUGGACAUCACACCGGACGACCCUCGCUGGAUCGGAGCCUGGUGGGGUGGCUUUCUGCUCUGCGGUGCCUUACUCUUCUUCUCCUCCCUCUUGAUGUUCGGGUUUCCACAGUCCCUGCCCCCGCACUCAGACCCUGCCAUGGAGAGUGAGCAGGCCAUGCUCCCUGAAAGAGAAUACGAGAGACCCAAGCCCAGCAAUGGGGUCUUGAGGCACCCCCUGGAGCUGGACAGCAGUGCCUCCUGCUUCCAACAGCUAAGAGUGAUCCCAAAAGUCACCAAGCAUCUGCUCUCAAACCCCGUGUUCACCUGCAUCAUUCUGGCUGCCUGCAUGGAGAUUGCAGUAGUGGCCGGCUUCGCUGCCUUCUUGGGGAAGUACCUGGAACAGCAGUUUAACCUCACCACCUCUUCUGCCAACCAGCUGCUCGGGAUGACUGCAAUCCCGUGCGCCUGUCUGGGAAUCUUCCUGGGCGGUCUCCUGGUGAAGAAGCUCAGCCUGUCUGCACUUGGGGCCAUUCGGAUGGCCAUGCUCGUUAACCUGGUGUCCACAGCUUGCUACGUCUCCUUCCUCUUCCUGGGCUGUGACACGGGCCCUGUGGCUGGGGUUACUGUUCCCUAUGGAAACAACUCAGCACCUGGCUCAGCCCUGGACCCCUACUCGCCCUGCAAUAAGAACUGUGAAUGCCAAACCGACUCCUUCACUCCAGUGUGUGGGGCAGAUGGGAUCACCUACCUGUCUGCCUGCUUUGCUGGCUGCAACAGCACGAAUCUCACCGGCUGUGCAUGCCUCACCACCGUCCCCCCUGAGAAUGCAACCGUGGUGCCUGGGAAAUGCCCUAGCCCUGGGUGCCAGGAGGCCUUCCUCACCUUCCUCUGCGUGAUGUGUGUCUGCAGCAUGAUUGGCGCGAUGGCACAGACACCCUCGGUCAUUAUCCUCAUCAGGACAGUAAGCCCUGAACUCAAGUCUUACGCCCUGGGAGUUCUUUUUCUUCUCCUUCGUUUAUUGGGCUUCAUCCCACCACCCCUCAUCUUCGGAGCUGGCAUUGACUCCACCUGCCUGUUUUGGAGCACGUUCUGUGGGGAGCAGGGCGCCUGCGUCCUCUAUGACAACGUGGUCUACCGAUACCUGUACGUCAGCAUCGCCAUUGCGCUCAAGUCCUUUGCUUUCCUCCUCUACACCACCACGUGGCAGUGCCUGAGGAAAAACUAUAAACGAUACAUCAAAAACCACGAGGGCGGGCUGAGCACCAGCACAGAGUACCAAGACAUUGAGACCGAGAAAACCUGCCCCGAGUCACACUCACCUUCAGAAGACUCCUUUGUGAGAAGCUGAGGGACUGGCCCCCUCCUCUUCCUGCAGAGAACAGCCCACCACGGCCCACAGACCUCGCUGGCCUGACUUAAUGUGCUCUGCCCUGCCCAAGAACCCAGGGGUCUCCCGUGUGGAUUAUCCGGCCAGUGUGCAGUCCUCUGAGGCCCAAGCCCAGGCCUGUGAUGAGGACUCGCCAGGUGAUUUGUGGUCAGGAGUCCUCUAAAUAACCUCAGAGUAGGCAAUUUUCCUGGGAAUCUAAAAAGCAGUGUUGACCUGGUGUGCAAAUUCCCUCCUGCCCAUCCCUCCUGUGGCUCCCGGGGUGACGGCUUGCUGAUGUGCUUUAGAAACACCCUCUUUGGAAUGCUUCUCUGACCCAGAGUUCUGACAGCUCUUCCAAAAUCAGCCAAGGUUGGGUUUUUAAGAGGAGGGGAUAAAAAAAUCACCCUUUCCACUGACUGGAGGGGAAAAAACAAAACAGAACAAAACAAAAAAACACAUACUCAAUAGAUUUUGAGUGUGGUAUUCUGUAGUUUUGCAGCUUAUAUUUUCCAGAUGAGCAGUUUAGAAAUAUGUGAUGUAAAGUACAUCCUGUACGUUUGCUGAAAAUUAUAUUAAAAUCACUAUUUUAAUUCUU
Molecule: messenger RNA, 2524 nt
Organism: Orycteropus afer afer
Lineage: Eukaryota; Metazoa; Chordata; Mammalia; Tubulidentata; Orycteropodidae
Gene: SLCO3A1
Product: solute carrier organic anion transporter family member 3A1
Biological process (GO): transmembrane transport; prostaglandin transport; sodium-independent organic anion transport
Cellular component (GO): membrane
Molecular function (GO): protein binding
Source: RefSeq, a predicted model, not a curated record